AAUGAGAUGAAUGCGUCGUAAUCCUAUUCUUUACUCAAUGCCCGUAGGAAACUGCAUAUGUCCCGCCUGCACUGACGGAAAAUAUCCAUAUCCCCGGAUCGCCGAGGCUUGAGAGGAUGAGAGCAGCAUUCAACGCCUCUAUCGACAGCUUUUCUGUCUUGGAUGGACUCUGAUAUAUUUCAAGAACUGUUAUCAAGAAUUACCAAACAUCUUUUCUAAAUCCAAAAGGAACCCCGACACCCAGAAUAUUCAUACAAGUCAACAGUCAUAUCUUUUUUGAAGUAUCUACCGAAUAAACACCCCACCCUCAGCAUGAAUUCUUUACUUCAACAGUCUCCUAGCACGAGUCCCCCCCCUCUCUGUCACAUUGUUACACCAGUUGGGUGUAUGGGUUACGGCUUUGACGAGGACUCUUCCGCCAAUGAACUGGCACAACUCGUUCCCAGUGGCGUUCCAACGGCCAUUAUCCUAGAUGCCGGGUCAACUGACAGUGGCCCAGAGAAGCUGGCCCUUGGCACCAUGACUUGCCCUCGCUCAGCCUAUGUCAGAGACUUGACCAAGCUACUGAAGCUUGUGCACACCUUCCGAGUCCCAUUGGUCUUCGGCUCCGCUGGCGGAGACGGCUCAGAUGAACACGUAAAGUUGAUGGAAGAGAUCAUUGAAGAGAUUUGUGCAGAAGAAAGUAACUCACAAUACUCCUUCAAGACACUCUCGAUAUUUUCUGGCAUCGACAAGUCCAUCAUUCUCCAACGACUUAAUGAGGGCGGAAUCUCCGGCUGUGGGGUUUGUGUGCCCCCAUUGACAUCAAAGGAUAUCACAGACUCAGCCCGUGUGGUUGCACAAAUCGGACCCGAAGCUUUUGUCGACGCAAUGGAAGCUACACCAGACUUUGACAUCAUUAUCGGCGGAAGGGCAUACGAUCCUGCCCCUUAUGUUGCAUACUCCAUGUAUCAGCUCAAACUUCAACACCCAGGCCUUACUUCCGAGCAGGUUGAGGCAAGGCACGGGGGUUUCCUGCACAUGGGCAAGAUCAUGGAGUGUGGUGGGCAGUGCUCGAUACCUAAAUCUCAUGGUGCUGUGGCCACCGUCUACGAAAGUGGCAUGUUCGACGUCAGACCUAUUGCGUCCACGUCACGCUGCACGCCGCUAUCAGUAGCCGCGCAUUCAUUAUACGAGAAUACACGGCCUGACAUUCUGCGAGGGCCCGGAGGUGCUCUCCAUCUCGACCAGGCGCACUAUGAGCAGCUCGAUGAUCAGCGUACCGUCCGGGCGCGCGGGGCACGGUUUGUCUCAUCAAUUGCCGAUGGGAAGCCAUAUCAGUUCAAGCUCGAAGCUGCACGCAUUCUCGGGUACCGAUCCAUUGUUCUCGGCAGUGUCAAAGAUCAUAUUCUCAUCGGCCAGCUUGACGAGUUGCUCAUGCUUGUCAAGGCCUAUGUCAAGCAGCAACACAAGGAUGUGCCUGGUAAUUGGGACCUAGACUUCCACACGUAUGGUCAAGAGCAAACUACGCCUACGGGCCCCGGGGAAAUCUUCAUAAUUGCGGAAGCCAUUGCCCCCACUCAAGAACUUGCUACGGGUCUCGUAUCGACAGCGAGGAUUGCGUUGAUUCAUGGGCCAUACGCAGGUCAAAAAGCUACCUCUGGUAACUUCGCAUUUGGGAUUGCUGGAAAACUCGAGAUUGAGACGGGCCCCUGCGCACAGUUCUCGGUGUACCAUCUCAUCGACCUCAAGCCGGGUGAAGAAAGACUCACGACUACAUCAGAAAGCCAGGGGAACACAAGCAUCCUUCGCUCUUCUGUCUCCCGCUUUGGAGAGGGCCAGAGUCUUGGGAGUCGCGAGCCUCUUCCGUCGGACGGCGAGCCUCAGUCGACAGAUGGGCCGGCUACGAAAGGCAAGAAAGCCCACAAGAGCCCACGAGGUUCCUCCCCAAGUCCAGAGAGCAUCGUAGACCACCCAAAGACGCUUUCAGAUAUCUCCCGGGUCCUGCGCUCGAAGAAUGCGGGUCCCUAUGAGAUCACGAUGGAUGUCAUUUUUGAGUCCGAGUCAAUAUUCAACACGAUUCGCGAGUCAGAAUUGUUGUCUCCUCUGAACGUUGCCGAUGCCCUUGGUAUUUCUGAGGAUGAAAUUGUGUGGAUUGGAUUCUUUGAACCGGCUCUAGCAUUCAAGGUGACUAUACCCCGGUUUAGAGGGGGCAAGAAAGCUUCAGCUGGCAGUUUCAUGGAGAAUGACAUUCACGGGUCGCAACAGCAUUUGGGACUUUCGAUCCUGAAGCUCCCGCAAGAUCUUGCGACAUUGAAGACUUGAAAAGAUGAACUUUGAAGUCGACUUGGAUGAGGCGGUGGCUUUUGUUAUUCUUUUAGUAUAUAGACAUAUAUUUCAGGACAUGAUACAUGAUGACUUAUGCGGUCGAUCGUGGCCGUGCUUCGGGAUGUGACGUUCCAGCGCGCAGCAUAUCGAGUGGG
This is a messenger RNA of Colletotrichum godetiae, 2462 nucleotides long. RefSeq lists its product as uncharacterized. Bases 313 to 2304 code for a protein of 663 amino acids. The record is from RefSeq and is a predicted model, not a curated record. The transcript has 4 exons. NCBI's taxonomy places the organism in Eukaryota, Fungi, Ascomycota, Sordariomycetes, Glomerellales, Glomerellaceae.